CUGCGUUUAGACACAUCGACUAAAACCCUAACCCCAGAAAACGUAGACUCUGCGCCGUCGUCUUUUCAUAUAUUAAGAACCGCAUUUGUUUUCAUUUGCUUUUUUGAUCGGAGGAUAGAGAAGGCAGCUAGAGAGCUCGUCGACAAUGUCGAAGCGAGGUAGGGGAGGUUCCGCCGGGAAUAAAUUUAGGAUGUCGCUAGGUCUUCCUGUGGCGGCUACAGUGAACUGUGCCGAUAACACAGGAGCUAAGAACCUCUAUAUCAUUUCGGUGAAGGGGAUCAAGGGCCGCCUCAACCGUCUGCCAUCUGCUUGUGUUGGUGACAUGGUUAUGGCGACGGUCAAGAAGGGAAAACCUGACCUCAGGAAGAAGGUGCUGCCUGCUGUUAUUGUCAGGCAGCGCAAGCCAUGGCGCCGAAAGGAUGGUGUCUUUAUGUACUUCGAAGAUAAUGCUGGUGUCAUCGUGAAUCCCAAAGGAGAGAUGAAAGGUUCUGCUAUAACAGGCCCAAUUGGAAAGGAAUGUGCGGAUCUCUGGCCGAGAAUUGCAAGUGCUGCUAAUGCUAUUGUUUGACCAUCAAAUCAAGUGAAUUGUUAUCCUUCUAGGCUAGGAUUAUAUGAUUAAAUUUCAUUGUUGGGAUUAACUUACUUUAUCUUGACAAGAAAUUAUGGUUAUGAGUUUUGGUUGAUACUCAAUGUGUUUUGUCUCUAUAGAUGAAGUUAAUUUGUGCCCA
Messenger RNA from Cucurbita pepo subsp. pepo (vegetable marrow), 728 nucleotides. RefSeq names its product large ribosomal subunit protein uL14x/uL14z/uL14y. NCBI's taxonomy places the organism in Eukaryota, Viridiplantae, Streptophyta, Magnoliopsida, Cucurbitales, Cucurbitaceae. The record is from RefSeq and is a predicted model, not a curated record. Gene Ontology annotation, molecular function: structural constituent of ribosome; large ribosomal subunit rRNA binding. Gene Ontology annotation, biological process: translation. Gene Ontology annotation, cellular component: ribosome; cytosolic large ribosomal subunit.